Molecule: messenger RNA, 1882 nt
Organism: Ananas comosus (pineapple)
Lineage: Eukaryota; Viridiplantae; Streptophyta; Magnoliopsida; Poales; Bromeliaceae
Product: putative nuclear RNA export factor SDE5
Exons: 12
Coding region: 174-1613 (479 amino acids)
Source: RefSeq, a predicted model, not a curated record
CCUUUCUCUGUGACCCUGUGCUGCUUCCUUUCAACGCACACUUCCUAAGCAAUCGACCCACUCCACUCCUCUCUCUCUCUCUCUCUCUCUCUCUCUCUCGCCAUUGACGAAGCCCCAAGGUUCCCCAUUCUUAAUCUUGUCAGAAGCUUCAUGUGACAUACUACAUCAAUUAAAUGGAGCGUGAUGAUGAGACGCGAGCACUGGAGUCUUUGUUUGAUGCUUUUGGUUCAUGCUGUUCGCUUGAAGAGAUAGCAUCUGCUUAUUGCACAGCCAAAGGAGAUGUUAACAGGGCCGGUGAUAUUCUCUACAAUCUUGAAGAGGCCAAAUCUCGUGCUGUAAAUCAUGAAGAAAAUUGUGAGAGUAAAAUUUCUCAAUCUGAGGAAAUUCAAAAUGCAACAAUUAUAAACAAGUAUCCGAAGGGAUCAAGAGAUUCAAAACAAAGAAAAUUUAGUGCUUCAACAGGGACUGUUUCCAGUGUCUUAGGCAAAACAUAUAAAUCGACCUCCUCUUCUACGGAUGGAUUAGCUGGUACAACUAAACCACUUAAGAUUAUAGUAGAGGGAUCAACAACGAGCGGUUUUGACAUGAAACAUGCCAUAAAAGAUGAUGUUGGUGAGACGGAGGAGUUUCUAUUUUCAAUGCUCGGAGACGGGUAUAAACUCAGCAUAGAUGAGAUUCGAGAAGUUCUUGGUUGCUGUGGAUACGACAUUAAGAAGAGCAUGGAGAAGCUAUUGGCUUUAUCUACGAAAACAGUGGAGAAGGAAAAGACAGUUGACUAUAAAAUGGUACAAGAACCUGCAGAGAAAUGCUUAACAGUAGAAUCUUCUCUCUCUGAGGAAAGUCUUCCACAAUCUCGUCAGAACUGGAGAGAUGGUGAAGAAGUUCCAGAUAUGCAAAAAGAAAAAUCUAAUCUCCCAAGAGAAGUUUUGGAAUCAUUGUUUACUGUUGCUGAGAGGUCAGAAGAGAAACCAGAACAAAAACGCCAUGAAGUAGGUCUGAGCAGACCAAGAUUCAUGGGACGGAAAGUCGUCAGAGAACCUUUAGAGCUUGUUAAUUCAUUAGGUUCAAUUGAAAUAUCAAAGGAAAAGGUCAAAGACAAUGUUCAUGUUGAAGAGGAUGAUUAUCAGACCCUCCGCAAAGCUGCGAAACAGCAGUGGGAUACAAUGAAGGCAUAUUAUGAAUCUGCUGCAGAUACUUUUACUAAGGGUGAUCGCCAACAAGCUAACUAUCUUCUAGAACAAGGGAAAUACCAUUACCAGCUGGCCAGAGAAGCUGACGAAAAGUCUGCUAAGGAAAUUGUUAAAGCGAGAAAUACUGAAAUUAGACAAGAUCUGCCUCUUAAUCUGAGUUCCCAUCUACCAAAGGAGGCGGUGCGAACGUUGGAAAUGCAUCUUACUAAAUUGGCUAAUAUUCCUGGUUUCCAGUUCUUGAAAGUUACUGUGGAUAACGACGGUGCAGAUGGGAAGGAAGGAAAAAUAAACAAAAGGGUCAAGAGCUUUCUGCAGAAAAAAUCGAUUAAUUGGAUCGAAGAGGAAGGGAACCCUGGUAUAAUUUUCAUUCGUCUUGAUCAAAUAGAUCCAAGCAAAUUGAAUUCUACUAAAGACUCGGAUUGAUCGCGCCUUUUCGUUGUAAGGUUCCAGCGGCACCUUCACCCCUUAUCUUAACUCUGCAGAUAUAUAGCAAACAGCUUUUCUUAAAAAUGUUCCUUUUAUUCUUUGCUCUUUCUUUUUUUUGAUGAAAGGUAUUCUUGCAAUUUGAGAAAUUGUUGCAAAUAGCUGUGGGAUGUUCGAAUGAUGCAUAGUGCCUUUUUUUUUUUGAAUUAAAUUGUUGUUAGACUUGAUUGUUAUGUGAAAGCAAAGAAGAAACUGAGCUUCUGUGUCCA